AAGCAACAAUUCCGUUUCAAAUGCUCCACCACCGUCAAACGAGCUCCACGCCAAUUUUCGUUAAACGCGGACGCAAAUAUUAUUAUACACAAAUCAAGGAAAAUCAAUUCUGGUGCUAAAGUGCGUGCAAUAAAAGUGUCAAAUUAAGAUUGACGAAACCACAAAAAAAAGACAAAAUGGAGCGUAUUUUAAGGGGGAUAAUGCGGUACCGGAAUACCACACGCGAGCAAAUGGUCAAAGAGUUUCAGAAAGUGCGCGAUAAUCCAGAGCCCAAGGCCGUCUUCUUCACCUGCAUGGACAGUAGAAUGAUUCCCACCCGAUACACAGAUACCCACGUGGGCGACAUGUUUGUGGUACGUAAUGCUGGCAACCUGAUACCCCAUGCCCAGCACUUUCAGGAUGAGUACUUCAGCUGCGAACCCGCAGCUCUGGAACUCGGAUGCGUGGUAAAUGAUAUAAGGCACAUAAUUGUAUGCGGACACAGUGACUGCAAGGCCAUGAAUCUGCUGUAUCAAUUAAGGGACCCUGAAUUCGCCUCCAAACUGAAUCGUCGCCUUUCGCCGUUGAGGUCCUGGAUGUGCACGCACGCCAACACCAGUUUGGAAAAGUUUCAGGAGUGGCGUGAUGCAGGCAUGAAGGAUCCCUUACUAUUCUCGUCGGAGACUCCUCUUCGUCGCUUUGUUGCCUACAUCGACGAGGAGCAAAAAUUUGCCGUGGAGGACAAGCUAUCGCAGAUUAACACACUGCAGCAGAUGUCCAAUAUUGCAUCCUAUGGUUUCCUCAAGGCUCGUUUAGAGUCCCACGAUCUUCACAUCCACGCCCUUUGGUUUGAUAUUUACACGGGUGACAUAUACUACUUUAGUCGGGGUGCGAAACGUUUUGUGCCCGUUGAUGAGACUUCCGUGGACAGAUUGUCGGAGGAGGUCAGAAAAUUCUAUUCGUAGGCGCAGCCGGCGGACCAAAUGGAUUAUCUGUGAUAUGUGGGCCUUAUACCGCGUUCGGCAUUUACAAGUAACCAAUCGUUAGGAUUGUUUUGUAUAUUCAUAAGUGUGUAAUUGUUUUUUGUAUAUAAACUUAAAGUCUACGAAGGUUUUUAACUUACAAAUCUACGAAAAAUCAACGAAA
Molecule: messenger RNA, 1125 nt
Organism: Drosophila ficusphila
Lineage: Eukaryota; Metazoa; Arthropoda; Insecta; Diptera; Drosophilidae
Gene: CAHbeta
Product: beta carbonic anhydrase 1
Exons: 4
Coding region: 177-944 (255 amino acids)
Molecular function (GO): carbonate dehydratase activity; zinc ion binding
Source: RefSeq, a predicted model, not a curated record